AUGGACGUCGCUCUGUCGAUCGACACGCUCGCUUCGGGCCUAGGGCUCGCAAAGCUCUCGCUGGCACGAUCCCAUCACCUCAUCGCCCUCUCCGAUUCGCCGCCCGGCGACCAGUCGGCGCCCCCCGCCUCGGCCCUCCAGAUCUCCUCCGCCGUCGUGAAAUCCUCGGCCUGCCGGACCCUGCCCCGCCGCCUCGUCCGGAGGAAGCGGCGGUCGAAGCGGAGGUCGCUCUCGGGAGAUUGCCCCGACGAGGGGGGCGACGUUGGGGACUGCGGAUUUUACGGCGGCGACCCGUUUGGCGGGGGUUUCGUCCCUAGCGGCGGCGGCGGCGGCGGCGGAGGAGGAGGAGGAGACGGCGGCGGAUGGAAUUACGGAGGGCCGAAUUGGGAGGACGAUUCGUCGUCGGGGUUCGGUCCCGGUUCCGGCUUCGCGCUCGACUUUGUGUAUGAGGUCAUGUGUUGGAUUGCGCUGUCGAAUUGCGUGCAUUUCGCCUUCAAGAAAUUGCUGAGGAGUUUAGCGGUGGAGGGAAUUGGUGAUGCAGCGAGGGAGAAGGUUCCCAUUAGAUUGACGACAAUGUGUUGA
Eucalyptus grandis is the source of this 582-nucleotide messenger RNA. Its product is annotated as homeotic protein female sterile. The record is from RefSeq and is a predicted model, not a curated record. The coding region runs from base 1 to 582 and encodes 193 amino acids. The transcript has a single exon. NCBI's taxonomy places the organism in Eukaryota, Viridiplantae, Streptophyta, Magnoliopsida, Myrtales, Myrtaceae.